This is a messenger RNA of Sphaeramia orbicularis (orbiculate cardinalfish), 3158 nucleotides long. Its product is annotated as protein Dok-7-like. The transcript has 13 exons. Gene Ontology annotation, molecular function: protein kinase binding. Gene Ontology annotation, biological process: positive regulation of protein tyrosine kinase activity; neuromuscular junction development. The record is from RefSeq and is a predicted model, not a curated record. Lineage: Eukaryota; Metazoa; Chordata; Actinopteri; Kurtiformes; Apogonidae. The coding region runs from base 161 to 2677 and encodes 838 amino acids.
GCGGACAAGACACACACCCGGUCCACAGUGUCAUGCCAUUUCCCAUGCGCCUCUCUGGGGGCCGAGUUUGCGCCCCUCAAACGCACGGAGCCGCAGCUAUUUUGAAAGUGACCCCUCAUUCAGGCAGCGACCGAGCAGCUGUCAGGAACCAUGACUGAAGAUGACGGAUUCUGUUGUCGUGGAGGGAUACGCCAGACUUAGAGAUGGGAAAAAGUGGAAAACUAGGUGGCUCGUCCUUCGCAAACCGUCGCCUGUAGCAGAUUGCCUGGUGCUGCUGGUUUUUAAGGAUAAGUCGGACAAGGCUCAGGGGAACCGGGAGAGGGCCAGCGUCACGUUAGAGGAGAUCUGUGGUCUGGAAAGCGGACAGUGGUUGGAGGGCGUGGCCUUUACGCUGACCGUCCUCUGCCUGAACCAGACCGCUCUGCUGGGCUUCGACACCAGGGAGGCGCUGCAGGCCUGGGACGCCAGGAUCCGCUACAGCCUCGGAGAAGUCCACAGGUUCAGCGUCGGAGUUUUACCUGGGACCAAGUUGGAAAGUGGACCUGCAUCUCUUCAUCUGUGCAACAGCCUGCUGGCCCUGGCCCGGGACGCCCCCCCGGUCAUCAUCGGCCACUGGAACCUCCCGGACCUCCGCAGAUAUGGACCCGUCCCCAAUGGCUUCGUGUUCGAGGGGGGAACAAGAUGCGGAUACUGGGCCGGCGUGUUUCUGCUGGCGUCCGCCGAGAGCGAACAGAUCAGCUUCCUGUUCGACUGCAUCGUCAGAGGCAUCUCCCCGACCCGAGGCCCGUUUGGACUCCGACCCGUUCUACCAGAUCUCAGUCCGAACCAGACCAACUCUGAGGAGAAGUUGAACCAUGAAGCUCAGGAGCUGGAGAAACGUCUGAGCAUGCUCUCUCAUCGCAGCAGCACAGUCUCGUCUGCUGGAGGAGACGAUCGCAGCAUCUCUGGUUCGUCAGACACGUCGGACACCAGCCAGUCUGACUGCAGCGUGGGCAGCCGUCUGGUCAUCUGGAGUGACCCCGCCUCCAACCCGUCUGAAAACACGGUCCAACUUGGUGCCAAAGUCCCGCCCCCGGCCGCCGAGAAGCUGUCGGUGAACCAGGGUGUUGGCACCCGGCCCACCACCAAGGCUCCGCGGCAGCUCCAGGAAAUUGGCCGCCAGAGCUCGUCCGACAGCGGCAUCGCCACCGGCAGCCACUCGUCGUACUCUGGGAGUUUCUCCUCCUACACGGGGAGUCUGGACAUCACCCCUGCAGAGGAGUUCGGCUCCGUUUUCAGCCUCCCUCCUCAUUUAGCCCAAGAUCUGAGUCCAUGUUCAUGUCCCGCCAUCCCAGGACACGAGUACCAGGUUCCCACCUCGCUCCGGUACCUCUAUGACAGCCCCCGGAGUCUUUUACAGGAAGGGGGGGUGAGUGCCAAAGACAGUGACCCCCCCACCCCAAUGACGGACACUCCUGACCCUGCAACCCCCCCAGCAGAGGCUGUGAAGGGGGAUAAAAGCAGCACCUCGGCCUCUGAGGGUCAUUCAGACGCUGCUCACAGACACUCAGUGACCGAACACUCUGAGGACGCUAGGAAAACCAAGAUGGCGCCCUCUAGUGACAGUCAGCACCCAGAGUCUUGUCACAUCUGCAGCUCUCUCACAUCUGCCUCCAAAACCAUCGUCACCAUCUGUUCAGUCUGUGGUGGAUACAAGGGGGCAGCGUACAUACCUGCUGUACCAGCAGAUCAGAGCGGCAAAUGCAGAAUCGUUACCGGCCUUGAGUUCAGUAACGCAGCCAAGAAAACUCCAGAGCUCCGUGUUUGUCGUGGAUCCGAGAGGCCGACAGCAAAGACCAGCGACGAUUCCCCCCCACCCAAAACAGGAAGGGACAAACUGGCCGGUCUGUUGGCUGAGCUGCUGGGUUUAACAAGUCCAGAUCAGAAACCCAAACCCAGCUCUCUGACCCUGUACGAGCCCAUGAGCCCAGCGUUUGGGAAUGAGCUCAAAACGUACCGACUGUCCGACAGAAGUGAUGUCAUUUAUGAAAACUGUGUGAAGUGUCGGGGGGAUCGGUGCCACCCGCCUCCACGGGUCCCAAACCUCCGCACGGGGAACACCUCCGCCCUCCAACCCUCGGAGACGGGCUUGAACCUGAACGUCGGUGCUCUUGAGGAUCCAAGCUGUGGAUCUCAGAGCGAGGACGGAUCGAGUCAGAACCAGGAAGUGAACGGCGAAGACAAAAAGUUUAACAGCAGAGAGGAUCGAUGUAGAGCUGAUCCUGCUUAUGAGAUCAUGGAGAGGACGUUGGAGGCAGACAACAAACCCAAGUAUGAGUUGAUGGGCAGCUGUGGUCAGCAGAGGUUCCUCCAAGACACUGAAGGGCCGGUGUUUGUCUUCCCUCCAGAGGUGGCAGCAUCUGAACGGCCUCGUGGUGACGUGACAUAUGUCAACAUCCCUGUCAGUCCGACGUCCAAGAAGCAGCUGAACUACAUGGAGCUGGAGCUGCAGGAGCCCGGCCCUGGCCCCCGGGGGCCCGUCACCCACCUGCCCACACAGAGGAAGAGUUCCACCAAAUACGCCCAGAUCGACAUCACUGCGACAGAGACGGCCCACAAAGUUGGUACCCAGCAUGCACUGGGUCGGCAGGAGGGUCUGCACACUCUGGAGCUGAGGAGAAAAGCAACACCACAUUGACUUCAAAAUCACUGGACUAAUGAUCUCAACGGUAAAGUUAGUUUGAAUCACGGCUGUGACGGGGGGGGGGGUCUUCUGAAGAACCGGACCCUCUGAGGUUUUCUGUGGAACUGGUUCGACACAUCUACGCAUACUUUAACUGCACAAGUGUCAUUUUUAUGAAACUCUGUUCUGAAAUCUCCAAGUGUCAGGAGCACUGUUUCAUCAUGGACUUGGGCGUCUCAUUAAAUACAUUAUGUCAGUGAUGGAGCCUGAGGCCAACUGGGUGGAUGUGAUGGUCCAGAGCUGAGUCACCGACCCCGACAAACCCCCAGAGCCCCGGCAUUUCACAGCUCAGUCAGGCCAGCGCUAACAACGUGCAAUACACUCGUUUUACCCUCGUUUUUGUAGAACAGGGGUGUUGAACUCAUUUUAGUUCUGGUUCCACAUUCAGCCUAGUACGGUCUCAAAUGGGUCAGACCAGUACAAUAAAAAUUACCAU